Molecule: messenger RNA, 717 nt
Organism: Suillus subalutaceus
Lineage: Eukaryota; Fungi; Basidiomycota; Agaricomycetes; Boletales; Suillaceae
Exons: 3
Coding region: 1-717 (238 amino acids)
Source: RefSeq, a predicted model, not a curated record
AUGAAUUUUAAUGUCAACGAUAAUCCUCUUCUCGUCGCUCCUCGACCCGUUCGCAUCACGUCGCACCUUGCUCGUUCUACACAUCUCAAACUUGUCGCUUCUCAAGUUGAUCAUGUAAAGUUGUCCGAAGACACUGAACACAUUGACGAGUACAAGCAGCCUACCCGUGUUGACUCCUCGGUUUCGUCCGAUAAGGAUAUCUCCUCUCCCCGAGCGUCGCCUCGGUCCAGCCUUCCAUCAGAAGCGCUUGAGGAGUUCCUGUCAAUCUGCAUGGGGUGGAAAUGCCCAUCAUCUCCUGUAUUACGACCACGUCGCAACGGUGCCGUGUCGCUGCCCACGUUUGGCCUUCCUUACAGGUCUAGGAGCAGAGUGGAUUUUCUCCACGCCAAGGGUGAUAUCUCCAGCAUUACACUCACUGAGGAGAAUGAUUGGGUCCCUCGCGCACGCUCUCCUCAGACCCUUUAUGAGCGAGACGAGCUUGAGAACAUUGACGUUCAAGACCUCGAUACCCAAAGGUGGAACAUCGCCCACUCUCUCUCAUCCCCAAUAUCUCGAGCGCGCAAUCCAUUUUUACGCCACCCUUCUUAUGACAUUGGCCUCACUGGCAUUUCAAAUUUCUCUCAAUCAUCCCCUCCGAUCAUUUCGGCAACUCCCAUGUCUCCUGCGGCUGUUCCUCUUCCUGUCCCAACCCCUGAUGAGUUGGUCAAGGUUUACUGA